AUGUUUGUUAAAGAAAUUACCAUUCAAUAUAUUAAAUUAUUUUAUAUUUUAUUUAAACAUUGGUUUCGUGAUUUAUUCGCAUCAUUUACUAAUAGUCCACCUCUAAAAAAUCUUAAUUCAGAAAUAAUUCUUAUAACCGGAGCUGCUAGUGGUCUUGGAAAAGGCUUAGCUCAAAGACUUGCGUCUCUUGGUUGUACACUUAUUCUAUGGGAUGUCGAUGAAGUUAAUAAUGCACGUGUUGCGAACGAACUAAACAAUGCUACGAAAUCAGAACGUAUACAUGCUAUGAAAUGUGAUUUAACAAAUAGAGAAAGUAUUUAUGAAUGUGCAAGAAAAGUACAAGAAAAAUUUGGCAAUGUGACAAUGAUUAUUAAUAAUGCUGGUGUUGUUACAGGCAAACCAUUAGUAAACUGUAGUGAUGCAUCGAUUCAACGUACAUUUGAUGUUAAUGUUAUCGCUCAUUUCUGGAUCCUCAAAGCAUUUUUACCAUCAAUGCUAGAUAAUAAUUAUGGUCAUAUUGUAACAAUUGCCAGUGGUGCUGGUCUAACAGGUGCAUCAGGUCUUGUUGACUAUUGUUCAUCAAAAUUUGCUGCUGUUGGUUUACAUGAAGCUUUAACACAUGAAUUGUAUGUGCUGAAGAAGACUGGUAUAAAAACAACAGUUGUUUGUCCAAGUUUUAUUGAUACUGUGAUUUUUUUAUUGUUAUGUGAAACUAGUAUAUCAUCAACAGCAGCUCAAGUUGAAAUACAAGGUACAACUGGUCUUCAUAAUUCCAUGGAUACUUUUGUUGGACGUCAAUGA
Rotaria sp. Silwood2 is the source of this 801-nucleotide messenger RNA. The record is from the annotation of a GenBank genome assembly. Lineage: Eukaryota; Metazoa; Rotifera; Eurotatoria; Philodinida; Philodinidae.